AUGUCAGCAGCAGACGUACCUGCAUUAUUUGAGAGACUUCUACAGCAACUGAAACCACCGACGACCUCACAACCUCCUCCUUCUUUCUCCUACCUCAUGCCCAAGCCAGAGUCAAAGCAACCAAAGCAACCAAAGCAGCCAACCAUGGGAAAAGGUCACAAGUACCAAAGAAGCUCAAGCGGCGCACCAUUCGGCUCUUCUCACAGGAAGAGGAGCUUCGCAUCAAGGAACACGUCAAAUUCCUACAACCCGCAGCUAGAGUUGGGUCACUUCGAUGGGCGCCCCAACACGCGUUAUGGCUUUGGUCCUCAAGAUCCUACUCACGCUCUUCCUCUUCUACCUCCUCCUCAUCAUCAUCCGCAUCAUCCUCAGCGUCCUCCUCACCCUCCUCCUCCUUUCUGGGGCUGGAAUGCUCGUCAGAGCCGACCCGCUGGUCAUUAUGCAGGCAGCCCGCCGCUGAGACCGUUUACUACUACUCCUCCGGCCAUGCCUUACGACUUUCUGCCUCCCCAGCAGUUUUACCCUCCGGUUCCGUAUGCGGUAGAACGAGGAUUUGGAGGGCCUUUCAGAAGGUCGGCAGACCAUGAAUACCAUGAAUAUCAGAAUAGACUGUUUCUGGACGAGUACCGGUUUCCCAGUCCUCAUCAGGCCUACCAGCCACCUCAUGUCGAGAUCGGCAUUCAUACACCACUUAUGAAUCCGUGGAGAGGAGAGAAUCCGUACGAAUUGGAAGGAAAGCCUUUAAUUCAAGGCAUUCAGCUCCGUGGAGAUGCGCCGGAGUUUGUACCAGGCGGAAAACCUGCUCCCGGCGAGGAAUCGGUAUCGAAGCCGAAGGAGCCCUGCUGGCUUGUUGUUAGUAGCUCUUGA
This is a messenger RNA of Aspergillus mulundensis, 867 nucleotides long. RefSeq lists its product as uncharacterized. The coding region runs from base 1 to 867 and encodes 288 amino acids. The transcript has 3 exons. NCBI's taxonomy places the organism in Eukaryota, Fungi, Ascomycota, Eurotiomycetes, Eurotiales, Aspergillaceae. The record is from RefSeq and is a predicted model, not a curated record.